UGCAACGAAAGGGGAAAUCUUUAUUCCAAGAGAAGAUUGAUCUCCAACUAGCAGCCAAACAGACGUUAGGAAGAAGCUCCGAUGGUAGCAGCUCCGAAGAACCGUGAAAACCAGACUCGGCUUCGGAGCUUCUCUUCCACUUCCUCUCUCCGUCCUAAAACACUUACAAAUCCAAGGGAAGAUAUGGGCAGCCAAGCCCCUCUAAAUGGUGAUCGCUCAAGGACAAACUGGACACCAGCGAUGGAGCGCUACUUUAUUGAUCUUAUGCUAGAUCAGGUGCAUAGAGGAAAUAGGAUGGGCCACACAUUCAAUAAACAAGCUUGGAAUGACAUGCUGGUCAUGUUUAAUGCCAAUUUUGGAUCUCCAUAUGAUGUAAAUGCAUUAAAAAGUCGUUACACUAAUUUGUGGAAGCAAUUCAAUGAUAUAAAGAAUCUUCUUGAUCAAAAUGGAUUUUCUUGGGAUAACAAUCGGCAAAUGUUGAUUGCUGAAAAAUAUGUAUGGGAUGCCUACAUCAAGGCUCACCCAGAUGCACAAUUCUAUAGGAACAGAGCUUUGAUAAAUUUCAAUGACUUGUGCUUGAUAUAUGCACAUACAACAGCAGAUGGAAGAUAUAGCCUGUCAAGUCAUGACAUAGACUUCGAUGAUGACAUUCAAGCAAUGAAUUUUGCUGUUGGAGUGAAUAGCCUUGCUACUGCAAGUAAAGAGCAACCUAAAACAGAUUGGACACCGGCCAUGGACCGUUAUUUUGUGAAACUUAUGCUGGAUCAACUGAAAAAAGGCAAUAAGAUUAACAAUGCAUUUAAGAAACAAGCUUGGAAAGAUAUGCUCACCAUGUUCAACACGAAAUUUGGGUCUCAGUAUGGCAAAAAUUUCUUAAAACAACGUUACAAGAAAUUGUUGAAAUAUUAUACUGAUGUGAGGGAUCUACUUCUGGAAAAAGGAUUUUCAUGGGAUGAAAAACAACAAAUGAUAACAGCUGAUAGCGAUGUUUGGGAUUAUUACAUCAAGGCACAUCCAGAUGUACGUUGCUAUAGGAAGAAGCCAUUACUUAAUUAUCAUGACUUGAGCUUAAUAUAUGGAAAUGCAAUUAGCAAUGGUAACUUUCAGAGAGGGAAAAAUUUUGAAGAUGACAAAUUACUAUACAAGAAUGGUGAAGAGAGGGAAGGCCAUUCUACUGCUGGGAAUGGUCAUCUGGCUCACAGUGAGGAUCCUGACAGUGAAGGCCCAGAUUUGAUGAUUGAAGGUGAAGAGAUUCAAAGCCUGGUGAAUGGUAACUGUUCAAGGACAGAUUGGACUCCUUCAAUGGACCGUUACCUCAUUGACCUAAUGCUGGAGCAAGGGCAUAAAAUGAGCAAUAUGGACAAUACCAUGGACAACCAAGUAUGGAUAGAUAUGGUUGCAUUGUUCAAAGAAAGAUUUGGAUUACAACAUGACAAAGAUGUUUUAAGGAGUCGCUGUAAAGGGUUAGAGAAGCAAUACGUUGAAAUGAAAGAUCUUCUUGAUCGGAGAGAGUUUUGGUGGGAUGAAACACAGCAAAUGGUCACAGCAUAUGAUGAUGUUUGGGAUGCUUAUAUUGAGGGACACCCAGAUGCAGAACCAUACAGAACCAAAUCUGGACCAAACUACAACGAUUUAUGCAUAAUUUAUGGAAAUUCAACUGCAGAAGGAGGGUCCAAUCCAUCAGGCCAAGGAGAAAAAUUUAGCAAUAGCUAUCACUGGAGAACUGAUUGGACACCCUCAAUGGAUCGAUGUUUUAUUGAUCUAAUGUUGGAGCAAAUUCGCUAUGGAAGUAUGGUUAACCAUAAAUUCAGCAAACUAGCUUGGACUGAUAUGGUUGCAAAGUUCAGGGCACAGUUUGGUUGUCAGCAUGACAAGGAUGUCUUAAAAAGUCGUUUCUUGAACUUGAGGAAACGAUUCAAUGACAUGAAAACUCUACUUGACCACAGUGGGUUUGCUUGGGAUGAAAUGCAGCAGAUGGUAACUGCUGACGAUGAUCUAUGGGAUGCUUAUAUCAAGGAGUACCCUGAUGCACGAUCAUACCGCAACAGAACUCUCCCAAAUUUCAAUGAUUUAUUCUUGAUAUAUGGAAAUUCAAACAGCAUCAAAAGAGACAGUUAUUCAAGUAACUCUAUAGAGGUAGAAGAUGAUGACGUGGCAGUAAACAUUGUUGUAGGUGAAGAAUAUGACCAGUGCGCUGAUGAUAUUCAUCCUCCAAGGGAACAUCUAGAUGUAAUUGCAUGCAGAGAUAGCUUUGUGGAUACUUAUAAUGAUUUAUAUACUAUAUUUAGCAAUAGAGCACCACAAGAAAGAUCAAGUUAUUUGGGUGUGAAAAUGGAAAUGGAAAACAAUGUCUUAAUGCCAGGUAUGGAUGAUAGCUUUUAUGACAUGCAAUCCCCAGCUAGGGAGUUUGAAAUCUAUGAUCAACCAAAAAAACGAAAAUCUAGAACCUCAAAAUCAGCAUGCACUAGAAAAGUCCUAAGAACCCUUGAGGAGGAGAUGCAAGAAACUACACAUAAGAAGCGGGGUUUGGCAGACAGGCGGGCAAAUGAGGAAGAAGAUGAAGACUAUUGCUCAAUUGAAAAGGUUGUGGCUGCACUUGAAACAGUACCAGACAUGAACGACGAGCUUUUCUUGGAAGCGUGUCAGCUUUUAGAAGAUGAAAGAAAGGCCAAAAUGUUUGUAGCGAUGGAUGUAACAGCUAGGAAAAAAUGGUUGUUGAGAAAACUUUGCAGGUAGCAUAUGUUUUUGCGUGCAUAAUGAAAUAUGUAAAUUCUCGCCACCAUUUUUUAUUCUUUGUACACAAGAUUACACACCAAUGGAAACACUUGAUAUUUUUCAGAAGAAGAAAAAAGGUAAUUUUCCUA
Molecule: messenger RNA, 2864 nt
Organism: Ziziphus jujuba (common jujube)
Lineage: Eukaryota; Viridiplantae; Streptophyta; Magnoliopsida; Rosales; Rhamnaceae
Exons: 12
Coding region: 82-2736 (884 amino acids)
Source: RefSeq, a predicted model, not a curated record